AACAGUUCUUUGAAUUCACAUGAGCUUCCUGUUGAUUUUGUUUAAUUUGCUUAAAUCCACACAAAUCUUAUUUCCUACUUUGUUUACAAAAGAUCAGGGCCAAUAUGAGCAAAGAUAAUGACCACAGUCUAUAUUUAGAGUACAAACUCACAGAGGAUCAAACUAAUUUAAUGAAUGAUUGAUUUUCCUGAACCCAGACAAUGUGUGUGUAGUGGACUGACACUGAAUUAGCCUCGUACAAUCCCAUUUAAAAUGCAAGAAUUAAUUUAGACUAAAAGGAAGAGGAAGCUGUAAAAUGCUACUGAUCUUAAUUUACAUGAUAGUAAACUUGUACUAAUGAUUACAAAAUAAAAGCGUACUGUACUGUACGUGGUCAUUCAAAUAAACGCAGUAUUUCAAUAAGGACGUCAAUAAAUGCAAAUGCUUUGUGACCACGUUCCAGCCCCGAGGACAUUUUCCACAGAAUUUUAAAUCUGAUACCCAACCAGAGAGAGAGAGACAUACACACACCUACAUGCAGUGAUAUUAAGUAACAGCAUAGCGAUGUGCACACACAAACGUUAUGCUAAAGAGCUCAGACCAGACAGAUUUAUCAUACAUCAAAUGAGUUGAUCUGUGCUGCAAUUCAAAUGGACAAGAGGAAGAAAGGAUCCACCACAGAGCUGAGGCUAAUGAUGGUCGGUAGCAGCGGGCCGCCUCAGUUCCUCCUGACUAAUGCCAUACUGGGGAGGGAAGAGUUUCUACCAGACACCAGCAGCAUCUCCUGCAGCAGGAAGAGCACCGGGGACUUGGCCGGCAGACGAGUGGCUCUUAUCAAUGGGCCCAACAUCUACGACAAGGACAUAUCGAGAGCCAAGAGGAAGAUGGAGCAACGGAAGGCCAAGUGCUUAACCAUCCCCGGCCCCCACGCCUUCCUCGUUGCCUUCGACAUCGAGAAAAUCUCCCCCAAUGAAAUGAGGAUGCCCAAACUGAUGAAGCAACGGUUCGGGAGGCAGUGCUUGAAGCACUGCGUGGUCCUGUUAGCCUGUGAAGGAAGCAUCGACGCAGCCGCCCUGGAAGACAGGGUGCAGAGCAACUGGCACCUGCGGGAGCUGGUGGAGAAGUACGGCGGACGCUUCCACUUCUUCAGCAAGGACUGGAGGGACCGCAGCCAGGACAGGGAGCUGCUGCAGAAGGUGGAGUGGAUGGUGGCGUCGCUGGGAGGGGGCUGCUUCUCCAGCCGCACCUUCAAGACGGCCGAGGACAGCGUGAGGAAGGAGGAGAAGCGGCUGCGGCGGCACAGGGCCGCGGAGAUGGAGAAGGCGUGGACGGAGAUGGAGAAGCAGUGCAUCGCCGAGGAGCUGUACUGCAGGAAGGACGCCUACGCCGCCAGCGUGGGCGCGGAGAUCCGGGCCAAGGCGGAGGCGGACAACGGCUGGCUCCGGACCUCGCUGGCCAGAGGCCUCGGGACCGGCCUGGUGGUGGGAGCCGUGAUGGGAGCGCUGGUGGGCGCCAUAGAGGGCCCGGGGGGCAUGGUUCUGUACGGGGUCAUCGGCGGCGCCGUCGGCGGCUCGGCGGGAGGCACGGCCCAGGUGGCCAUAAAGCACAUGGAGAACAGGGUGGCUCCGCCCGCCAGGCUCAACUUCAACUCCAUCUUCAUCAACCGCUUCUUCGCCACGUCUCGAAUAUGAUUGUAUGAUUAGAAUUAUAGAACCUGUUCUUCAGAGACACGCUCAAAUAGCGCAGACUGUAAAUUCCUACACUUGUAAAUAAAGGUGUGUUUCCCGACAGCC
Molecule: messenger RNA, 1772 nt
Organism: Betta splendens (Siamese fighting fish)
Lineage: Eukaryota; Metazoa; Chordata; Actinopteri; Anabantiformes; Osphronemidae
Product: GTPase IMAP family member 9
Exons: 2
Coding region: 630-1670 (346 amino acids)
Molecular function (GO): GTP binding
Source: RefSeq, a predicted model, not a curated record